Molecule: messenger RNA, 708 nt
Organism: Rangifer tarandus platyrhynchus (Svalbard reindeer)
Lineage: Eukaryota; Metazoa; Chordata; Mammalia; Artiodactyla; Cervidae
Source: the annotation of a GenBank genome assembly
AUGAAACCGACCGGGUCCGUACCGCCACGAGAAAGCGUUCGGGAUUCCAUUGACUGCCGUCGGCGCCGAAAGCGAUACCGGUCCUACACUCCCACUACAAGUGAACUGACACUUCCGGAAAGCGUGCGCGGCAAGACGAAUCUUCUAUUACAGCGCUUCAUGUGGGCAGAACCGUCGCCCCCUGCCGACAUGCUGAAAGCGUGGAGCUCGCCGCGCCCCUUUGCACUUAAACACAAUGCAGAUCCUGAGACGCGCAUUCACAUGACAGAACCGAAGACCCUGGAGCCGCUGCGAGGCUCCUACUAUGCGUUACUGGCAUUAGGCUGUCCCGUUCCUACCAAAGCUGACCGUCUCUCGCCUCGUCGUAGCUGUUACGCCACCCAGGGUGUGCACUGCGGGAGCGGACGAGGCUCGCGAACAGGAAACGACAACGCCGUGAGCUGCCUCGCCGGUGUUCCUUACAGCUUCGGAGGGGCACGGAGAUUCUCGCCCCUGUCAGACGUGUACGUGAAUCAGCUGACGCAGGUGCACGACACCUCUUACCGACGCCAUGAAGUAGCGUCAGUCCAUGUGCGAGAGCAAGAGCCAGCUGACUGCUACCGCCACCCAGAAAGCGCUACAACCACCAACGUGAGAUCCUGCAACGGCAGGCGCUCAAGCCUGCUCUCGCACAGACCUAGACGGCUGCAGAGGCUGCGGACGGAGUAG